AUGUCAGGCGGCAACUCCAAGAACAAAUCUCGCAGUAAGACGCACGAAGGAUGGGAGGAGGCUGGAGGGGAGUUCUACCAAGAGUUAUACCCUGGAGGGGAGCAGGAACUCUUUGAGAACUUACAGAGAGCUGAUGCUGCUAAACUAGCUACGCUACUGCCAUCGAAACAGGCGAGAAAUA
Arctia plantaginis is the source of this 181-nucleotide messenger RNA. The record is from the annotation of a GenBank genome assembly. Lineage: Eukaryota; Metazoa; Arthropoda; Insecta; Lepidoptera; Erebidae.